Messenger RNA from Hyposmocoma kahamanoa, 1605 nucleotides. Its product is annotated as gastrula zinc finger protein XlCGF57.1-like. The annotation marks the transcript as partial. The transcript has a single exon. Gene Ontology annotation, molecular function: RNA polymerase II transcription regulatory region sequence-specific DNA binding; DNA-binding transcription factor activity, RNA polymerase II-specific. Gene Ontology annotation, biological process: regulation of transcription by RNA polymerase II. The record is from RefSeq and is a predicted model, not a curated record. Gene Ontology annotation, cellular component: nucleus. Lineage: Eukaryota; Metazoa; Arthropoda; Insecta; Lepidoptera; Cosmopterigidae.
UUAGACCAAAACGACGAUUUAGACAAGUUCCAACUCAACAGUAUAACUGGAAACGUGUUGUCUUUGGAACAAGAAGCGUAUUUACUAGAAAGUAAGAAUGGAGAAAUUGGUGAACCAAAAAAACGAUACAAAUGCACAGAAUGUCCAAAGACUUACAAGGAAAAAUGGGGACUUGGGAGGCAUUUAGGGGUCCACCGAUCUAUUGAAAAGCGCGCCUUAGGCGUAUUGAGAGGUUUGGAGACAAAAAGAAAAACAGUUAAGAAGAAAAAACCAGUUAAUGAAAGAUAUUAUAAAUUGGUUGAAGAUACUCCAGCGCCACAAAAAAAGGAAGGGUACAAUUGUACAUGUGGGAAAACCUUCCAAAGAAGAAGUAGAAUGGAAACUUGUCUAAGAUCCCAUGAUUUGUUUGAAUCCGCGUCGAAUUGUGUUUCUUGCGUAACAUGCACAAAACAGUUCAAAAGUAAAGACGAACUCGCAUUGCAUAAGAAACGGUUGCACCGUAAAAAGUUCCCUUGUAAGUUUUGUCCGACAGCUUAUGAUACAAGAAAGGAACUGUUCAAACAUUUACAGGAUCACCAAAAAGUGCAACUAAUGGAGUACAAAGUCAUAUCCGAAGUUAUGAAGGGGAAGAAAAAGCUUUGCUGUUUCAUGUGCUCGAAAACUUACGUUGAGUUAUCUGAUUUGAAAACCCAUGUGAUGAGGGAUCACAAAGGUACAUACUCAUGCCCGCAUUGCAAGAAUAGUUUUCCCAAAAUAAUAGAUUUUGCUAAUCAUAUGAAAACUUAUCACCCAGAAGUUGAAUGUCAGUCCGUCUUUGAUGUCCUCGAAGCGUUCUCAAAAUUGGUACAGGCUUGGAAAUGUCAAGAGUGCGACUUACAGUUUUUGGAACCUGAUAAGUUGGCGUUGCAUGAAGUUGAAGCUCAUAGUCCAGAAUGUAAAUCCGAGCCCCAAUUUCGAUGUACGGAUUGUCGAAGAGUCUUCAUUAGUCAAAAAGGUCUUACAUCGCAUCGUAGAGUACACCAUAGUGAGAACUUUGAAGAGACCAAAGACCAAUUACCUGAAGGAAUCAUGUGUUUGGAAUGUCGAAAGAUUUGCAAAGAUAUCAACGCUUUGACUUCUCAUAUGCGUUUACAUUCACCAGAUCGAAAAUAUCCUUGUAAAUUUUGCGACUUCCGCUUCGCAACACCUGAAAAACGAAAAGCGCAUGCUGAGAUUCAUACAGGGGAUAUGAAAUACGUUUGUUUCAUAUGUGAAUACCAGUGUAGUUCCGAAAAUAGACUGAAAAAGCACAAAAUGUCAUUGAAACAUGCAAACAUUAAAGAAUAUUUACUUACUGGCAAACCAUUGAUAGAAGAAUCAACUUCUGUAGACGAGAAGAAAGAUACUAAAAAGAAAGAUAGAGUAGUUAAAAAGAAAAAAGAUAAAGGUAGUGGUGACAAAGAACAAGACUGUGAUAGUGACAGUGUAAACAAAAUUGACGUAGCAUGUGACAUUUGUGGUGAAAAGUUUUCAUCAGACAGUGAAAUGCAAGCACAUAAGGAAACUCAUCCGUUUAUAGAGAUACCUAGUAGUGGAGAUAAUCCAACUCGAAUAUUCUUUAAAUAA